Thlaspi arvense is the source of this 1524-nucleotide messenger RNA. NCBI's taxonomy places the organism in Eukaryota, Viridiplantae, Streptophyta, Magnoliopsida, Brassicales, Brassicaceae. The record is from the annotation of a GenBank genome assembly.
AAAACUUACAAAAAAGCAACCCUUAGUUUAUAUCUUAUUCAAGAAAAUAAAUAAAAAUUUAUCAAAUUUUAUAUAUAAUAACUGUUAACAUAAUAACCUCAGCCUCAACACACAUAUAUAGAGAGCCAAACAUAGAGAUUCCAGAAAGAAAAAAGAAAUCAUAGGUCCUCUGAGGAAAUUCCGAUUAGAUGACAGAAGAAGGAGAAUAUUCUCCGGCAAUGAUGUCAGCAGAUUCUUUCGUGUCCAUGAGGAAGAUGAAGAAGAGCAACCACAACAAGAACAAUCAGAGAAGGUUCAGCGACGAGCAGAUCAAGUCACUGGAGAUGAUGUUCGAGUCUGAGACGAGGCUUGAGCCAAGGAAGAAGGUUCAGUUAGCAAGAGAGCUUGGGUUGCAGCCGAGGCAAGUAGCUAUAUGGUUUCAAAACAAGAGGGCUCGUUGGAAGUCGAAGCAGCUCGAGACAGAGUUUAACAUUCUCAGACAAAACUACAACAACUUGGCUUCUCAAUUCGAGUCUCUCAAGAAAGAAAAACAAGCUUUAGUCUCUGAGUUGCAGAGGCUAAACGAGUCGAUGCAGAAAACAGAGGAGGAAGAAGAAAAGAAGUGUUGUGGAGGUGAUAAAGCGAUGGUGGCUCUAAGCAGCACGGAUCAUGAAUCAGAAAACGAAGAGAACCGGAGGUGCGAACCGGAGGAGGUUAGACCGGAGAUGGAGAUGUGUGAGAAGGAUCAUCAUGAUGAUGAUUAUGAAGAUGACGAGGGUUAUGAAAACAGCAUCAAGAGAGAGUAUUUUGGUGGGUUUGAGGAAGAAGCAGAUCAGCUAAUGAACAUUGUGGAGCCAGCUGAUAGUUGCUUGACAUCAUCAGAUGAUUGGGGAGGUUUCAAAUCAGAUACUACUACUGCUACUCUCUUGGACCAAUCAAGCAGCAAUUACCCAUGGUGGGAUUUUUGGUCAUGAAAGAAAAAAAAAAUGGAAGAUGAAAAACAUAUUUCAGGAAGUCUUACUAAAAAAGAUCAAAUAGAGAGAGAGAUUGGAUACAUAUUCAAAAUCGGAAUUUACCGGUCCGUGGCCAAACCAAACGUAUCCAUCACAUGACUCGAGCCAUGGAUAUAGAGAGGUCCAGCAAAUGAAGCAGUGGGAUUUUGAUCUGAAAUCUCAAGGUUUUGUUUGUGUGUAUAAAUUAUGUGUUAGAAAGUCGUAUAUUCUCGCAGUUAGUCUUUUAUAAUUCUGGUAAUAAGUAGUAUGUACUCAUCAUGCUUUGUAGCUACGUAGUAAGUUUUAAGGCUUGAUUUGGAUGAAUAAAAAAAUUCAAACGGCAGAGAGAAUCAUAUGUAUAUAUGUAUAAUUUAAUUCUGCAUCGAUAUAUAAGGAUCAACACAAGAAGUAAAGACAAGACAUCAUAUUAUACAAGUUAUACAACCAGCAUAUACAGUAUCCACAAAACAGAGCCAAAUAUAUCACUUCAAUACGGCGUCGUCUUCCAAGUUAUAGACCCUAUGGGCUUUUUAGCACUUUUAAUAGAUAGGCU